Messenger RNA from Branchiostoma floridae (Florida lancelet), 1606 nucleotides. Its product is annotated as gamma-butyrobetaine dioxygenase-like. The record is from RefSeq and is a predicted model, not a curated record. Gene Ontology annotation, molecular function: gamma-butyrobetaine dioxygenase activity. NCBI's taxonomy places the organism in Eukaryota, Metazoa, Chordata, Leptocardii, Amphioxiformes, Branchiostomatidae. Gene Ontology annotation, biological process: carnitine biosynthetic process. The transcript has 8 exons. Gene Ontology annotation, cellular component: mitochondrion. Bases 79 to 1494 code for a protein of 471 amino acids.
ACCUUCACAUACAAACUCUUGCAUACCAACUGCUGUGCCACUCAACCAGUUCGUAGCAGAGGCUCUAGAAGGACAAAUAUGGCGAUGCCUUUGGUGCUAUGGCGGCCGGUACACCGAUCCUUGGCCUGCCAAAGGCCACGUAACAUCUCUGUCCUAUCAGGGCAACGUCUAAAGGUGAAUUCAAUCCGACCAAAGUCGAGCAUAACAUGUCUAGGAGCAGGCACACCUCACCUACAACAGGGAAGCCGUCGUCUAGAAGUUGUUUUCCCUUGGAAACUUGGAGCUACAAGGAGCUUCUCUGUGUUAAGAGAGCGCCAAAGGCUUGAAGGAGAAUUUAUGAUGGAGAAAGUUUGUCUAAACGAAGCUGCGAGGGUGGUGGAAGUGGAGUGGUCAGGUGGAGGUGUGAGUAGGUUUCCCUACGUGUGGUUGAGGGACAAUUGUCAGUGUCAGAAGUGUUUUAACCCGGAUUCCCGCGCCAGACUGGUUCUGAUGGCGGACUUGGAUGUCAAACUUUCCCCUGUCAGAGCGGAAGUUCAAGCAGCGGGAAGCUUGCUGACCGUUGAUUGGCCAGACGGACACCAGAGUCAAUACGAUUGGCCCUGGCUUAAGGCGCGCUGUUUCUCCACACAGGCACUAGAAAAGAGGGGAAAAGACUGGCAGAGAAAGACCCAACUGUGGGGGUCCGAGUUAGCGCAGGACUUGCCCAAAGCUGACUUCUCAGUCCUACUAACAGACGACCGCGCCCUGUACGACUUCCUGUUCCUCCUGGACUCUGUCGGCCUCGUUCUGGUGCAGAACGUGCCAUGCGAAGUCGGACAGGUGGACAGACUGGCCAAUCGGGUGGCGUUUCUCAAACACACCAACUAUGGUAAGGAGUUUGUUGUGAAGAGUAAGCCGAACCCUAGUAACGUGGCCUACACCAGCGCCAAACUGGGACUGCACACGGACCUUCCGCAAUACAACUAUACUCCAGGGGUUCAAAUGCUCCACUGUAUCGAGCAAAGUAAGGGGGAGGGGGGCGACAACCACCUUGUAGACGGCAUUAACGUCGCCUACCAGCUGAAGGAGGAAAACCCCGAAGCCUUCAGACUUCUCACCACGCUCAAGGUCAACUUCAAGGACGACGGGUUGGACUAUCAUAGAUUCGAUCUGAGGGAGAGGCGUACUAUACUCAGUCUGGACGAUCAGGGAAAUGUGGAGUCCAUCAACUAUAACGACCAGGUUCGGGACUCCAUAUUGGAUCUGCCAGCCGAGCAGGUCCAGCCGCUGUACGACGCGCUGAAGGCCUACAACACCAUCAUGUACCUACCCAGGAACUGUGUACGGCACAAAAUGGCAGCAGGUGAGAUGAUCGCCUUUAACAACACCCGCACCCUGCACGGCCGCCUGGCCUACAGUCUAACCGGCGGGACCCGCCAUCUGCAGGGAGGCUACCUGGACUGGGACGAGAUCUACUCGCGCAUGCGCGUUCUCAAGACGGACCUGGGGAUCUAGAAAUAGAUACAGUCAAAUCUGCCCAAGACGACUAUCCGGUGGACCGGGCAAAAGCGGUCGAUUUGGUCAGGUGGUCGGUUAGAAGAGUAUCGACUCACAACAUGCUCGAUGC